AUGAGACAAUAUGCGGUUUGUAGUGAAGACCUUAAUGAAAUUCAACAACACUUACAGGAAUGUGAUGAUUUGUAUGACACAAUAGCCCCAGUAACACAACACACUGAACUUCAAGAUCAGGAUGAAGGUAAUACAGACACACAUCCAGAUCUAAAUGAAAAUUAUGAUCUAUCGGAGGAUCUGGGCAUUUCGUCAACUUUACCUAAUAAUGAACCACUUGUUCUAAAUGAAAUGCAAGAUGAUGAGUAUCGAGGUUUGGUUCAAAUGCUCAAUAAAAAACAGAGAGAAUUCUUUUACCAUGUUUUACAUCUUAUUAGAAUAUCUGAUAAACCAUUUUAUGCAUUCUUGAGUGGAAGUGGAGGUGUUGGCAAAUCUCAUCUUAUCAAGUCAAUUUAUCAGGCUGCAUUAAAGUACUAUAAUGCAAAAGCUGGUGAAGAUUUUCAUCGUUCUCACAUAUUAUUACUUGCUCCCACAGGAAAAGCAGCUUAUCUUAUCAAAGGUAACACAAUUCAUAGCGCUUUAGCAAUUCCAGCAAGCCAAUCGCUUAAAAACUAUAAACCACUAGAUUCUGGUAGGUUAAAUACAUUAAGAUGUGAAUUGGGUGCAUUGAAGUUGAUAUUACUUGAUGAAAUUUCAAUGGUUGGAAAUAGUAUGUUUACAAUUCAAUUGAAUAACCGUUUAAAGGAUUUAAAAGGAAGCAAAGAAGAUUUUGGUGGUGUAAGCAUCAUCACAAUAGGUGACUUAUUUCAACUUAAACCUGUUAUGGAUGGCUACAUUUUCACUGAUGUUCAAUCCCUAAAUUCAUCUAAUAUUCUUGUUCCAAACCAGUGGCGUAGCUAGCGGUCCUGCUUGUCCUGCCCAGCAGGACUAAAAAUUUCCCCAAAUUUCCUUACUAAAACAUUGCUUUAUUCAUCUUGAAGCUUUAAAUAUUUAUCAUCAUAUUGUUAUUUUGUCUCAUUUUCUCGUCUUUUUCGUUAUUAUUUUUUAAAAAGUUUUUCGCAUUCUGUUACAUUUACGCAAUUUUACAGCUUGCCGUGUCUGUUACCUAGCAACUGCAACUCUACAUUGAUUUACACGCGACUCGUAUUUCAGUCCUGCCAUUUUCAAAUGGCAGGACUUGCUAGUAUAUUUCAUAGUAAAUUCAUACAAGAAAUCUUGGUUUCUGAUUGGAUAAUUAGGUUUGCGCAUGCUCAAACCGACUGUUUACAAAUGCGAAGUCCUGCUCUCUCGAAAUGUCAGGACUUGGCCUUAUAUUGUCUUUACUUGCGAGCUUUCCGCGUGACUAAACCCACUUUUUACUAAUUCUGUCGAGAUUACUCAAGUUAUGAAUAUGGAAAUCAACGAGUGUGGAAGCCCAAUGUGAUUUUGAUAUAAUUUCUGGCUUCUGCUAAGAUAUUUUAGCUCAUGAAAUGCAUGUGAACAGACUCGACUGAUGAUUGUGUAUUUUUAUAAUACAAUAUAAUGGGGAAUACAAACUUCAUUUGUGAAGCCUGUCGUAUUGAUAUAAAGUAAGAACGUAUUAUUUACUGCCAGUUCAUCUGCUUUGUGCAUUUGAAACGAGCACUUAUAUGGAGUUUAAUUUUAAAAAUGAUAUAGCCUACUGUACCAAUUCACACUGUUUAUGUAGAUAUUUGGCCGCAUAGACUAUAUUAUAUGUUGAUCAAGUGAAAGAUCGUAUUAUAGACGCGUAUUGUUUACAUGAUAUUUUCCUCUUUCGUGACUUGACUAUAUUUAGCUACAUUUUCAGAUAAUUAAGUUGAAAAAUAUAUAGUGAAAUAUGAUAAAAAAAUGCAUGGAUUUCAAAAAGUUACAAAUUUUGUUUUCUAAAAAAAUUAUCAAAAAUUUUCCGCUAAUCACGCAUUUUUUUUAUAUUCCCUUUGGAGUGAUUUCGCCGUGAAAUCGCAGGAAAUGGCCAUUUCAGACUUCUAAAAUUCAAAAUUUCCAGGGGGAGCAUACCCGGGACCCCCCAAGAAUGUAUGGAUCUUAGAGCAGGACUAGUCAAAUUUCGCUAGCUACGCCACUGUUCCAAACUUAUGGAAAAAGUACUUCAGAAUGUUUGAGCUCGAUGAAAUUAUGCGACAGAGAGAAAGCAAAAUGUUUGCUGAAGUUUUAAAUAGAUUAAGUGAAGGAAAACAUACUUCCAGUGACCUCCAGAAGCUAAAGGAGAGAUGUGUUCAAGAAUCUAACUGUCCAAGUGAAGCUCCUCGUUUGUUUAUUCAAAAUGCUUUGGUUGACAAUUAUAAUGAAAAAGUGUUUGAAUCUUUUAGUGAUAACAAAUACACAAUUAAAGCACAAGAUAGUGUUAUUGGAGCAUGUUCUGCUGAGCUCAAAGAGAAAAUAAUGAGGCAAAUACCUUAUGUUUCACUUAGAAACUCUAAACAGUUGGCUCUUAAACUAAAACUUGCUGUAGGGCAACGAACAGAAAUUGCAAUCAAUGUGCGAACUGAUGAUGGUCUUACAAAUGGUGCAAGUAAUGUCAUAAGAUUAAUACAGUUAAAUAAUGAAAGUAAACCAUCUGGUAUAGUUUGGGUCCAGUUUGACUAUGAAGAUGUUGGGAGAAAGACCAGACAAGAAAACAGAAAUCUGUAUGGUAGAAGUAUUGACAAUACAUGGACACCAAUUAAAUCCGUUACAACACAAUUUGCUGUUGGAAAAACUAAAUCAGCUCAAGUUGUAAGAAAGCAAUUUCCACUAAGGGCUGCAUCAGCUAAAACUGUACAUAGAUCCCAAGGUGAUACCCAGACACAAAUAGUUGCUAACCUAAGUACUAACAGGACUAUUGCACAUAUACAUUAUGUUGCUCUAAGCCGAGUUACAACAAUUGAAAGAUUAUAUAUCACUGACCUAUGUGAGGAUAAAAUAUCUGUUGAUCAAAGAGUUAUAAAAGAAAUGGAAAUGUUAAGAACAGAACAUUGCUUGAAACUUUGUUUCACACCUUUGUACAUGUUAGAUCACUCCAAUUUGAAAAUUUGUUACCUCAAUGCCCAAUCUCUACAUAAACACAUUGAAGAUGUUCGAAAAGACCCUAAUUACUUCUCAACAGACAUUUUAAUAUUUACUGAAACAAGGUUUAGUCCUUUAGACCCUGAUGAGAUGUACACUAUUGAUGGUUACAGGUUAUUUCGAAAUGACAUAUCUAAUUAUUCUGGUCCUACCCGUCCAUAUGGUGGAACAGCUGUUUAUAGUCGAACUCCAUUGGCAGAUGGAUAUCCCUGUGCUCGCAAUAUAAAUGGAAUUGAAUUAACUGUGAUUAAAACACAGGAUCAUCCAGAUCUAACUAUGUUUGGAUUAUAUCGUUCUCCUAGCAUUGCUUUAUCACAGCUACUUGCUGCACUCCGUACCAUUCAUGAAGAAAAUGUGUCUGCUCAAAGUAUUGUUAUUGGAGACUAG
Messenger RNA from Paramuricea clavata, 3390 nucleotides. The record is from the annotation of a GenBank genome assembly. NCBI's taxonomy places the organism in Eukaryota, Metazoa, Cnidaria, Anthozoa, Malacalcyonacea, Plexauridae.